UGGAGUUCUGUGUUUGCAUGUUUUUGGGUUUUCUUCUUUGUAGUCGUUGGAAUUUCAUUUAUAUUUUUUCUGAUGCUUUGCUCUAAAAUAUGGAGUAACACUUAUACUGGAUCUCGAUAAUUAAAGACCAAAAACAAUUUUGAAACAAAAGGAAUAUUUUGGGUUUUUACUCUCCUCUUAAGCUUAUGUUGCACGUCUUGUUGCACUGUUAUAGGUAUUUCAUAGUUUUUAGACAACCACACCUUGACAUGGAUUUUUAAUUCUUUAUAUGUUUCUUGCUCAUUCCUUGGGUUUGAGAUCUUCGUGUUUUUUUAUUUGAAGAACGACUUAAAAUAAUUUAUCAAAAAUAUAUUUUUUGAUGAAGAGGAAUAAGUUUAAUUGGAUAGCAGAAGAUAGUAAAGAAAUAACACCAAUGCAAACUUUUAAUAUAGCACAUUUAAUAUAUAGAAUUAGCUUCCUCACAUAAAUUAGAUUAUCAAUAACAUUAAUAUAAAUUUUAUUCACAACUACUAAUUCUAUUCUCACUAAAGGCAAUCUUAUAAAUAGAAAACAAAACUUAGAGAAGUAUAGGUAUAAGGAAACCUCAAUUUUCCUUAAUUUGUAAUGAAAUGUUCUUCAACUUAUUUUAAAUUUCUCAACCUGAAAAGUAAAAACCAGAAAAUAGUUCCUAUAAAUUAAAACUUAGAGUAAAAGUUUUAAGAUUAAGUUGAUAUAGAGCAGGAAAACAAAUCUCAAAUUAGCUAAAACCAAAAAGAAAAUAAUUAGAAUUAAGUAUAGAAUGAAAGAGUCAUUACACAUUAGCCAAUCGAUAGUGAAGACCAAAUUAAUAGAAAAAAUUACCAAGAUUUACCACAUUUUAGCAACUCAACAACUGAUAAAAGACUAUCUAGAGAUUAAUAUAAAAAAUUAUUAAUCAGUAAACUCUUCUAAAAUAAUUCUUAUUAAGUCUGUACAAUUGAUGAUAUGCCUUUAAAUUCUGCUAAAGCAGAUAAUGAGAUUAAAACUUCAAGAAACUAUGAUAAAACCAAUGUGAAUCUAGAGAUAGAUUACACUCAUAGAUAAUAACUGAAGAAAUUGUUCUAGAAAGACAAAGAUUGCUUUAACAAUAAAAUUUUUAAAAAAAGAAACGAAUCUAAGUCAUCUUUAAACUUAGAAUGCCAAAUUACUUAGGAAAAUUAUGAAAUAUAGAAUAAAUCUCUGCCCUACAUAAGUAAUCUUGUGAAUGUUCAGAGCUAACAGAUUAACGAGUUAGAUAGUUUGAAUGAUCAAAUAAGAUCUGCUUAAAUAAUUAGAGAUAUCGAGUAAUAAUUUAACAAAGAAAAUAACAAGAUCAUAAAAUUUCUUUCAUAAAAUAAUGAUUUUCCUGUCAGCCCAACUUUUUAUGACCCUAAAUUAGAAUCCUUGAAUUAAAAUUGUGAAAACUCAAAAGCUAAUAAUAUAAUCAAUGCUAACACUAACCUCAUUUCUAAUUCUAAUUCAAAUUCUAACACAAAAGAUAAUACAAACGCCAACACCAACACCAAUUCAUAAAUUGAUAUAAAAAGUUCGACAAGCCAAUAAAUUAUUUGCCUAGUUUGCUUUGACUCUGAAUGCAAUUCUAUAUUUGCUCCCUGUGGUCAUGGAGGACUUUGUUAUCAAUGUGCAUUAGAUGUGUUUAAGAAACAAGGUGACUGCUUAUUAUGCAGAAAAAAAGUAACUGAAAUCUACAAAUAUAUUGAAGUUGUUGAAGAAAAUUCUAAAAAAGAUUAACCCCAUAAAUACUUUUAGAUAUAAACAAUAACUAAAUAUUUAGACAGCAACUAGAAUUCUAUGAUAAAAAAACAAAGAUUGUAAAAUAAAAAUAGCUUUAAGAAUACUGUUUACACUUAAGGAGAGAUUGAAUAAUAAAUUUAAUAAUACUCUUUUUGUGAUUUUGACGAUUUUGGGAACUAAAUAAUUUCAGAGUAGCAAGUAUAAAAUUAGUCAGGCAAUAGAAAUUUAGGAAUUUAAAAUUCGAGCUCUAUAUAAUCAAAUAAAGAGUAAUCUCUAUCCCAAUAGUAAUAACAAAGUAUGUAGAGCUCGCUUAAUGUAAUAUCUCCUUUGAAUUCUGAUAGAGAAAGAUAAAAGAAUAGCAACAUAAAGAAAUACAAUGAUAUCAUUUAGAAUGUAGCCAGUGAUAAUAUUUAAAACAGAUAAUUAAGAUCUAUUACUUAGCAAUCAGAUAGCCAUGCUCGUUUCAUAAGCGAUUAACUCUAAAUUUAAUAAGAACUUUUUGUCCCUUAAUUCUUAAUAGAUAAAGACUUAUAACCCAAUUUAAUUUUGAGAUAAUCUCCUUAAUUAAUAAAUUAUUAAAAAGUCAAUCAAGAAAUGGCCACAACAUAAGCAACAGAUGCAUUUUUAAAUUCUUAAUCAUAGCAUUAAAUAGUUUAAAAUUAUAAUUAAAAGUCAUAGGAAUAAAAUAUCCUAAAAUAAUAACAUAGUAGCGAAUUAAACAAUGUAUUUAAAUAGAAAGACAACAAAAGUAAAAACAUAAAUAUCUUCUCAGAAAAUUUAAAUUUUACUAGUAGACAAAACGCAAUAAUCAGCAAUCAAAAUUACAUUAACCAUUAAAAAAAGACUUCAGAAAAAAGCAUACUAAAAGACUGUAACUUUGAUAAUUAAACAGAUUUCUUAUAAAGACAGAAUUCAUUUAGCAAACAGUGA
Messenger RNA from Tetrahymena thermophila SB210, 2682 nucleotides. Its product is annotated as zinc finger, C3HC4 type (RING finger) protein. The transcript is spliced from 7 exons. Lineage: Eukaryota; Ciliophora; Oligohymenophorea; Hymenostomatida; Tetrahymenidae. The record is from RefSeq and is a predicted model, not a curated record.